Messenger RNA from Notodromas monacha, 708 nucleotides. Lineage: Eukaryota; Metazoa; Arthropoda; Ostracoda; Podocopida; Cyprididae. The record is from the annotation of a GenBank genome assembly.
ACAACUUCGGGAGAAGACGUUAGAGAUUUUACGCGAACAUUGAGGAAUAAGUUCAAGUCGAAGAGAUACUUCCGGAAACACCCACGGAUGGGUUACCUUCCUGUGCAAUUGGGCGCUGAUGGGAAGCCGCCGUCGGGCGCCACAACACCGGCGACUUCCCGCGGCGGCGGAGCCAAUUCAUCUCUAGGCCAUUCCAUGCAUAUGCACGGCUCAUCGUCGGCGGCGGAGAGCAGUGGCGGCAGUCGAGACGCGUCCCCACUGGCGUCCCCGAGGGCCAUUCACAGCGCCGGCGCCAGUGUGACUGGCAGCAGUAACCAGAGCCCUGCGACACCCCUGCCACCUGCUGAAGUUCACUCCAGGCUUGAACUGUAUGCGUCUCGUCUGGCAGAGGUUGAACUCCGUUCUCAUGCAUCUCCUGUCACUGAUUCGGAAGACGAACACGCGCUGAUUUCGAGAUACUGUCAGUCAUUGGGCCACUUGCGGAGGGAAGACGUGGGCACAGAAAAUGGUCGAGCAGGAUUGUCGCUGUCCGGCCUGACGGAUGGAAAUCAAGGCAGAAUCAAUCAUUUGCCGCCAUCUGGCGGCGGUAGAAGUCGGAAUAGCAGCAACAAUCCCGAGCAGCAGAUGAACAACCGAAAUUUGCGACAGCAGAUUCAGGACAUUCCGUCGCCAACCGAGGUGCUAACUGCGCUGGAAUCUACUCAUCAG